AUGGCACUCGAAAAAAAUGUUAGGGGCGGCGGCCUUCUCAGGUCGAGACGCUGCCGUCUCCUUCUUGGAGUCUUCAUCUUCAUCGCAAUUCUCGCCGUGGUCAUUCCCCCAGCGGUUGUGAUAACUCUGAGGAAGAAAAACAGCAUGGGUCCGAAGUCUACGGUCUUUGUUCCAUUAUACGUUUACCCAGCGCCUGGCGCCUGGACGCCACUGGAAGAGGUUGUCAAAAGCCAUCCAGACGUCAACUUCACCGUGGUCAUCAACCCAGGGAAUGGCCCCGGGCCCAAUCCCCUGCCCGACGCCAACUAUACGCGCGAGAUCCCAAACCUAGCUAGCUACGACAAUGUGCGCCUCCUCGGAUAUGUGGCCACCACAUAUGCGACGCGAAACAUCAGCCUGGUUCGCAAGGAUAUCGAGACGUACGCCGCGUGGCCGACCCAGAGUGCCAACCGGUCUCUGGCCGUGAACGGGAUCUUCUUUGACGAGACACCCCAGCAGUUCGAUGCUAAUGCCUUGGCAUAUUUCCAAGAGCUGACUGCGCUAGUAAAGCAAAGCAAGGGUUUGGGGCCGGAGAACUUUGUCGUCCACAACCCGGGAGCGGUACCGGACCCUCGCUACCUCCCGACGGCGGACUCGACGGUGGUGUUUGAAGACACGUACGAGACGUUCGUCCAGCGGAACAACGCGAAGAUGUUCACCAACAUCGCCGAUGGCAAUCGGACCGAGCUGUGUGUCAUCAUCCACUCGGUGCCGGACAGUAUCCAAGCCUCGGCGCUGCGCAGCCUGGUCAAGGAUACGCGCGAGGUGGCGGAUGAAGUGUUCAUAACGCACCUGAGCAGCGAUUUUUACGCGAAUUUCGAUCCGAACAUGGGGGAAUUUGUUGACCUGAUGGCGAAAUCGUGA
Messenger RNA from Rasamsonia emersonii CBS 393.64, 903 nucleotides. RefSeq lists its product as uncharacterized. Bases 1 to 903 code for a protein of 300 amino acids. The record is from RefSeq and is a predicted model, not a curated record. Lineage: Eukaryota; Fungi; Ascomycota; Eurotiomycetes; Eurotiales; Trichocomaceae. The transcript is spliced from 3 exons.